Paramacrobiotus metropolitanus is the source of this 2041-nucleotide messenger RNA. RefSeq lists its product as uncharacterized. The record is from RefSeq and is a predicted model, not a curated record. The transcript has 3 exons. The coding region runs from base 32 to 1288 and encodes 418 amino acids. Gene Ontology annotation, molecular function: protein binding. Lineage: Eukaryota; Metazoa; Tardigrada; Eutardigrada; Parachela; Macrobiotidae.
CAUUACAAUUUAUACCGCUAACAUAGCUAGAAUGCACUUUUACGAAGUAUGGUCACUGUGGUGGAAACCGUCCAAACGAUCGCUAGACAUCUGGAACGCCGUGAACGUGGAAGUGGACGGAUUGCUGCAACUGGGCCACGUUGUCGGUCUGGAUACGACAGGAAAUCUACCACGCCUUACAAUUGAUUUCGGAUGCACGACGCAGCACUCUGUGCUAGUGGAAUACGGAAAAGUGUUCGACUUCUCGGACUCGUCACCAGUGAUCAAAACCAGGAAAAGGGAGUUCUGCUGCGUUCCGGCGGGAGACGAAUAUGAGGAUGUGCAAGUGCUGCUGCGCCAUCAACCGGAUCAUCCUUGGAAAUGGUAUCCCGCGAAGCUCCUGGUAUUGGAAUUCGAGUAUUUGCAAGAAUACGCUCUGGUUGAGGUCCUGUUAGAGGGACAGCGCGUGCGCGAGCUGAUCCCAGUACAACAGAUACGCGCGCCUUCUUCGAGAGAAGAUCUCCAGCGACGGAUGGUUCGACCGAUUGAUUUUGUCAUCCGGUCGUGCAAUGUGCCUCAAGGAUACUGGACGACCACUGAGCUGGUUCGAGAUUUGUUCCGUGAGAAACUCGAAGAGUGGCGCCGAAAGAGAGCACAUGGAGGAGAAGGUUUGCGCAUCUUGUCUGUUCUCAGUCAAACGAUCACUUACCUGCAACGCGGUGGUGAAUCCCCGGUGUCAGAUGUAGACGCUGUCAGUUUGUUGAAGGAAGCUGAACGAUUUGCUGGCUUCCAAAAACCAAAAACUGUAGAAGUUGAGGAAGAGGCCAAACGAAAAAAGCCUCUCUGCACCAUUGAACUGAGUACAUUAGCGUUGCCGCCGGUGCUUCUAGCGGAGGUUUCCAAAACACUGGACACCGUCGAGCGGCAGCGAUGUCGACGUGUCAGUCAUUUGUGGAAUGAGAUUCUGACUUCGGACGAACUGUGCAAAGAAGUUUUCCUGUCAAUGAAGGACGGACGGUACGGAAAGUUGCCAUGCGACUACGCUACUUUCGCUUGUGUCUUUAAAUACGUCACACCAGCCAUGCGAACCAUCUGCAUUCGGGACGCGGAUGACAACUGCGAAUGCGGAUUCGAGCAUGAAAACACCACGGUCACGGGCGAAUUAAUCAAGUAUACUAAGAAGGUUUCGAAUGCCUCCAACAUCCGCAUUGACCGGUUGGUAAUGCACACGCGAUCCAUCUCCAUUUCGCAGCACAAUUAUUCGGUGUGGGAUUACUUCCCAGCAACCACAAAGUGUAUUCCAGACUAAUGUCCUGCUGUGACCGGCUAAUUUGGAAUGAUUUCUCGCUGACUUAUUCCACCUCGGUAGAUGAUGUUCCUGAAAUGAAGUUUCGCAUUCCAUUGGCGGUUUUUCAACUUGAAAGUUUUGAUGCGGUGAACAUUCCUGAUAUCUUCGAGAAACAUUUGCAAUGGGAAAUACCGGCUAAUGUGGAUACGCUGGCGCAGUUGUCGGCAGACCUGACUGAAGAUAAACGCGAGGAUUUCUACUUGGAAGUAUCUGACAUUCUAGAAAUAUUCCAGAAGGAAGAUCCGCGCUCAUCCGCGCAGUAUUCAGACCGCGAAUGGAACGUGGGCGAACUGGGCGAUUUGGAUGUGCGAAAGUUCAGUAAAAUCUGCCAGUUUGUACUCUGUAAUCGAGUAAAGAGUUACCGCGAUUUAUUUUCUGUAACCAGUCACCGCGCCGAAGAAAUGCAAGAUGAAACUCCACAAGACACUGAUUUAGGAAGCCAUUUAUCUUUCUAGCUGAGGCACUGAAAACUGAACAUUAAGCGGAAAGGCCAGCUAGAAUUAACCGCAUCCUUUUGCUGGUUUGUUACUCUGCUGCUCUGACGACUAGUGCGUAAAUUGGGAGUAAGUUAGAUACUUCAUAGAAUUCUGCUGAAUCAGGAGCGUAAACCGUGCACAAUGACCGGUUUGUUUUAUAACAUAACAUUUAAUGUUUGCUAGAAGCUAGAAAUUAUGAAGAAUGACAAAUGUGAACGCUUGAUAUGUGAUGGUCAAG